AUGUUAAAGUCCAUACGGCUGAUACAGUUGUUUUCCGGCUAUUACGAGCCCUCACAUGUUGUGGCCAUUUGUCUCAUAUUGUCUGAAAUAGGAUUAUCACCAAAACUGUUGAGUGUUUUCGGAAAUGGCACUAUCAUUGAGUACAUUGAGAGUCGACAUUUCAGUGCAAACGAUUACCUCAACCCCAAAACCGUUACAUUAUUAGCGCAAAAAUUGGCAAAAUUUCAUUCUUUACAAAUGCCUGUCCCUAAGGACAGCACCCACUACUCGACUACAAACAUAUUUGAGAAAUGGUUUGACCAGAAGCUUCGGGACUCAUACAGGACGGGCAUAAUCCGCAAACACAUAACCGCCCAAAACCUCGAGAUAUUCUCGAAACUAGAUUUCAUAGAAGAGGUGGAAUGGUAUCAAAGGACAGUCACUGAACUCCGGAGCCCUAUAGUGUUCUCACACAACGACUUCAAUCGCAGGAAUAUUCUGAUCCAAGAAUCGGACAAUAAUAACAGUACCGAUAACCCCGAUAUAUAUCUCAUAGACUUUGAUUGGAGUAAUUAUAACUACCGGGGCGUCGAUUUUGGGCAGUACUUCAGUAGGUGGGGUCAGACAGACACCGAGUUUGGUUCGGGUGACUUCCCGGCUGACACACAAAUGUAUGAUUUUAUUGAAGCAUAUAUUCAAGAGAUGACCAAAAUUUAUGGCAAAUCUUAUGCUCAAAAUGAGAUCAAUUCUCGCGAAAGACUUAUCAAAGAGUCCAAAGUUUUGGCACUUUUGGCGUAUAUUAAGGAUAUUCUCUAUUGCAUGGACAGUACGGACAGUCGUGAUAACCACGAAAUGCUCAUGAAAGGAGAGAUAAGGUUUCGGUGUUAUUAUGAUCUCAAGAAUCGCAUUCUCAAAGAGUAUCCGAAAAUCAAUAGGAUAUCACAUUUGAUUAACAAAUUUAAUAAUAAAUUGUAG
This is a messenger RNA of Oppiella nova, 954 nucleotides long. Lineage: Eukaryota; Metazoa; Arthropoda; Arachnida; Sarcoptiformes; Oppiidae. The record is from the annotation of a GenBank genome assembly.